Molecule: messenger RNA, 2115 nt
Organism: Sinocyclocheilus rhinocerous
Lineage: Eukaryota; Metazoa; Chordata; Actinopteri; Cypriniformes; Cyprinidae
Product: TNF receptor-associated factor 5-like
Exons: 15
Coding region: 157-2115 (652 amino acids)
Biological process (GO): regulation of canonical NF-kappaB signal transduction; signal transduction; regulation of apoptotic process
Cellular component (GO): cytoplasmic side of plasma membrane; plasma membrane signaling receptor complex
Molecular function (GO): tumor necrosis factor receptor binding; zinc ion binding; thioesterase binding
Source: RefSeq, a predicted model, not a curated record
CCGAAAUGAGCGUGAUGUACUAUGUGCGUCUGCGCUGCGCACUGAGCCGAGCAGCUGUCAAGUGAUAGAUUUAGGAUUAUAUCAGCUGAACGCUCAACCACAUCAGUCCAAAUGAGCUGUUAAAGCCGUCAACCCUCAGUUUCUGUGCCAGACUUCAUGGCCGCAGAGGAGAACGAGUGCGUGUCCCGGCAGGACUCCGAGCUCAUGAGGGCAUGGGAGCUGGAAGCCAUUCUGACCAAUCGCACGCUGCGCUUCGUGUUGCGCUUAGAGCAGCAGUUCGUGUGCCCGUCCUGCGGCGGGAUGGUCCUGAACCCUCACCAGACGGGCUGCGGGCACAUCUUCUGCGCUCGGUGCGUGAGGGCGUACAUUAAAAAUGGAGGAAGUUCGAAAUGUCCUUUAGACAGCAUCCCUAUAAAAUCAGAAGAGAUUUUUCAAGACAACUGCUGUAAAAGAGAACUGCUAAACUUAGAGGUCUACUGUACCAACGCACCAGACUGCGCACAGAGGGUUACUUUAUGCAACCUUCAGGGUCAUCUGAAAGCUUGCCAGUAUGAGCGGCUUAGAUGUUCCAACUCAGGGUGCAACGACACCGUGUUACGCAAAAACCUGCUGGACCAUCAGAGGAAGGUCUGCUCGUUCCGGCUGGAGUCCUGCCACCACUGCAGACAGCCGUUCCUCGCAUCUCACCUGCAGGCCCAUCAGAAGACCUCAUGCCCUGAAAUCCAAGACCCAUGUCCCAACAAGUGUCCUCAGAUGAUCAGAAGACACAAGCUGCAAGCUCAUGCUGACGAGUGUCUUGAAGUGGAGACUGACUGCCUUUAUAAAAACUAUGGCUGCACAUUCAGAGAUAAAAGAGGGAAAGUGCAAGUUCAUGAAAACACAGAGUUCAGUUCCCAUGUUCGGCUGGUUCUGGAAAGUAACACCAAACUUGAGACACAGGUGGAGCAGCUGCAGCAGGAUAUGUUAGUCCAGCAGGGGGCGCUGAAGGACAAAAGUUUUGUGGUCAGCAAUCUGGACCGGGACAUCACCUUGUGUGACAGCACACUUACUACCUUACAGCUGCAAGCUCAUGCUGACGAGUGUCUUGAAGUGGAGACUGACUGCCUUUAUAAAAACUAUGGCUGCACGUUCAGAGAUAAAAGAGGGAAAGUGCAAGUUCAUGAAAACACAGAGUUCAGUUCCCAUGUUCGGCUGGUUCUGGAAAGUAACACCAAACUUGAGACACAGGUGGAGCAGCUGCAGCAGGAUAUGUUAGUCCAGCAGGGGGCGCUGAAGGACAAAAGUUUUGUGGUCAGCAAUCUGGACCGGGACAUCACCUUGUGUGACAGCACACUUACUACCUUACAGAGGUCUGUGGAGGAGCAGCGAGUGCGGAUCUGCAGCGUUCAGCGUGAACUGAGGGAUCUGCGGGGCGUUCUGGGCUCUGAACUGAGCGAAGAGCUCCCGAGCCUUCGGGCAUCGCUGGACUCCCUCAGACAGCAGGUGGCCGUCACUGAAAGCCUCAGGGAACACCUCGGUGCGUUAGAGCAGACGUGUCAGCGUCAUACCCGCUUGUUAGACAUCCACGUGGAGCAGCUGCAGUGUAAUGAGCAGCGUUUCCACCAGCUCGUAUCCACUUCCUACGACGGGAAGCUCAUCUGGAAAGUGCGCGACUACUGGCACCGGAAAGAGGCCGGCACCCUACUCAACUCGACCCCCCUCUACACCAGCCGUAGCGGCUACAAGCUCAGUGUGCGGGCUUGUCGUAGUGGCUACAAGCUCAGUGUGCGGGCUUACCUCGGCGGGGACAGCUCAGGGAGAGGCACUCACCUGUCGCUCUACAUCACGAUAAUGCGCGGAGACUUCGACUCGCUCUUAUCGUGGCCUUUCAGACAGAACAUAACGUUAACACUGCUGGACCAAAGCGGCUCGAGGAACCACCAGAGCAAUACUUUCACCCCCGAUACCAACAGCGAUAGCUUUCAUCGGCCAACAUCUGAUGCUAAUGUAGCCACAGGGUUCCCGAGAUUCAUAUUGCACGGCGAUCUGGAGGCCCCUCGAAAUGCCGUUUAUGUGAGAGACGACACGCUGUUCAUCAAAGUGAAGGUGGACACAACUGGAUUAGAGGACUUGUAG